AUGCUCUGGGGCAGUGGCAGUUUUAGCAGGUCGGCCGUCCAGGCCAUGCGAUCUGCAGCCCGGCAGCCUCCUGGGCCCAUGCAGACCUCAGAGCUGGCGGAACUGCGAGAAUGGGUGGUGUGGGAGCAGCCCACCAAGGUGCAUUUGCCUUGGUUGGGGCUGGCGUGCCAGCAGAGGGCGUACUUUCCCUCGACCGCUUUCCUGAUCCGAGACAAGGCUUGGAUGUUCCAGUACGCGACCCAGAGCCCGCAGUUCAUGUCCGUGAGUCCUUUGACCAGCGUGGCAGCGUACGCUCCUACUGGGGACCCAUCCGACGAACGCUGGGGCGGCGCUCAUUUAGAGUGCCCCCGUUAUCGGUACAGCUUCACGUUGGAGCACGACGAAAACGCAGAUGACGUCCUGUGUUGCGACAUCAAGGAAGUGCGUGUUCUGGAGGGUUUGAAGUACGUGGGCAGUUUCUUCGAGACCUUCCUCGAACCUGUGCCUCUCGAGGAAUUCUUGGACUCCCUCCCACCACCUGUGAGAAACGUAGCUGGUGGUGAUUCAAGCUCGGCUCACCAGCAGCACAGGGAAAUCCUAGUUCGCGAGCGCCCUUGGCUUGCCAAAGUGUGGGCGAAGAUGGAUGGCCCCGCAGCUCCCCGUGCUGACCCGCCAGCCGGCGACGACAUCGCCGACGGUGAAGAGGACGCCUUCAGCGAUGGCGAUAUGGAUGAUGCAGAGGUGCAUCAUCUCUAUGACGAAUUGGAGCGGCGACGCCAGGAGUUGGUGGCCGCGGGCGGCGACCUCCCUCCAGGCGACGACUUCAAAGUCGGUUUGCUUGGAGGUGCCUGGACCGUGGCGAACAAGGGAGUAGUUGCUGACGCCGUGCAGGGACGCGCGGCCAAUGCGCCCGCUGUCCAGUUCUGCGCUCGCCACGGAGUCUCGAAGACGUCGAGGUACGAGAUCUCGACCGGCGGACACUGA
Prorocentrum cordatum is the source of this 963-nucleotide messenger RNA. Lineage: Eukaryota; Dinophyceae; Prorocentrales; Prorocentraceae. The record is from the annotation of a GenBank genome assembly.